AUGGGUGGCGCGCUGCUGGAGGCGGCGGCGCGCGGCGACGCGGGGCGCCUUGCCAGCUUGUUGCGGGCGGGUGAGCGGCUCGACCAGGUUGACGAGAAUGGAUGCAGCGCCUUGCAACGAGCGGCAGCCGAUGGUCACGUGGAAGCUGUCAGGCUACUACUCGAAAAUGGUGCUGAUCCAAAUAGGCAAGACCAUGUGCAUGGCAACACUGCAGCGCAUGAAGCAGCAUGGAAGGGUUACUCCCGAUGUGUGGCGUUACUCGCGCGAGCGGGCGACUUGCGCGUACGCAAUGCGGCGGGAUUCGCGGCGUUACACCUCGCUACGCAGAACGGACACAACCAGUCAGCAAGAGAGAUACUGCUCGCUAAUGCCCCACCCGACUUACAAAAUAACUACGGAGAUACGUCCCUGCAUACAGCGGCGCGGUACGGUCACGCGGGUGUCACCAGAAUCCUCAUAUCAGCUCAGUGCAGAGUUUCUGAGCAAAACAAGAAUGGUGACACAGCACUACACAUAGCGGCAGCGAUGGGGAGAAGAAAAUUGACUAGAAUUCUUCUUGAAGCCGGUUGCGAUAAGUCCCUAAAAAAUCACCAAGGAGAAACAGCCAGAGAUAUUGCCACUAGAAAAGGUCUAAAUGAAAUUAUUGCCAUACUCAAUACCCCAGUCGCAAAACAACCUAAAAAGAAAGAGAAGCACCGAGAUAAAAGCAAAGAGCGAGGCAUAGACGAACCGGACGACGGCAAACAGAGAGACCGAAGCAAAGAAAAGAAAAAGAAGAAUGUCCACUUUGAGACUCCUCAAGUGAAAUGGUCUCCGUACGGUUGCCAUUACUAUCCAGAUCCCAAAUAUUUCCCGAAACCUAAGCUUAGUUCCCUUCCCACCGAACCGUUGAAAAAGGGUGAACAGUAUUACUUAGAUUUAGCGGGGAACAUUAAAAAGGGUCCGAUAGGUGCCGGAUAUACUUGCUACUGCGCACCAUUCUUCAAACACAUGGAAAACAAAUUAAAUGAAGAUAAGAAAGACUUAAAGAAGCAUAUUGACCGGGCGCAUGAAAAAAUUGACCAGAAAGUAACGGACUUGGAGAUGAAAACCCAAGGGCAAAUCUCUGAAUUGACGAGGUAUGUAGCGGCAGAACGAGCACUGUGCAAAGAGAGACAUAAACAUUUAGAACAGUGGCUCACUAGAGGAAUUAUGUUCCGUGCAUCAGAACGCGCUAAAAAACUGGAUUUCAGUCCUAAAGGUUCCGUGGAUAUACCACCUAUAAAGAGAACACGAAGUCUGGAGCUUUUGGAUGUAAAUUCGGAGGAAUGGAGUACUGUUGAUAAUCAUAUUAGGAACUAUGAUAAUUCUGAACUUAACGAAUGCAACGAUUUAGACUGUAAAGCGACUUCCAAGAGUACCGAAGGUCUAGACAGGACUCCAAGGAGUCCAAAAAGAAAGCAUAUACUUAAGAAUUCAAAAAGUAGUGAUCACUUGGAUGCUGGGCCGAGCAGGAAUUGCAGAUCUCCUUUUACGAUAACAUCUCACAUAAAUUGUGCAGAGCAGCCACAGAGUGUAACGGCAGAAGUUCAUGAAUAUUUAAAUAAACCAUCUGAAUUACGAACACCGACACCCAACGAGAUUUCAGUCGUUAAUGAUAGUUAUACAUCCCCUAGUCGCCAAUCUAUAUCUUCCCCAAGUAGUAUAAGAUCUCCAGGAAGUCAUUCGGAGACAAGAGAAGUCCAUAGAAAUCAGGAAGACGUAUCACAGAGCGUACCAGCCUGGAAGAGCCAAGUAUUGCAAAGAACUGCAGACGAUAUAAGAAAGAGAGUAAUGUUAGAAAAAGAAAUGGCAGAUGUCAUGAUUAGAAAUUCUCGAGCGCUGGAGAAUAUUCCUCAAGAUGGUUACGUUCGAUUGAGACAAAAUCUCCAAGAAAAUAACGUUGAUAGGGAGCCACGGAAAUCUGUGCAAGAAUUGGUAGCCCAAGUAGAACAUCAACACAGAUGUAUAUCACCUGAAAGAUUGCCAUUAAGUAUAAAAGUACCUGAAAGAGAUUCAACAUUACCACCAAAACAACCGAUUCAGCCUAUAUUAAAAAUGCCACAACAACCUCAAAGGCCAGCGCCGGUUUUAAAAGAAAAACCACCGAAAACCAAAAGAUUUAGUCUUCACAAUCUCAUACCCUUCCCAACGAGAAAAACCUUCCAAAGUCCACAGAAAGAAAACGGAAAUAAUUCUGAAAGCAGCGAUGAAGAGGACAAUCCCAUUAGAACUACGAACCAACCAGGACCGAUGAGAAAUACGAAUCUCUUACAAACCUUACCUCUGCCCAAUUACGAGACCAUGUCUACAAAAUCGCAGUCACCCGCGCCUCAAGUCCACACUAGUUAUCCUCACGACAUUCGCAUGAUACCGAAAGACGCAUACUUUCAUGAAUUACCAAACAGACAAGUUCAGCAGCAGAUGCCCUAUAGAGAAAUGGAAAAUGCUCAUUCACCGCAAUAUUGCCAAGAGCAUUACGACUACGAACCGGGCCUCCCACAGGCACAGCAGAGCAGGAGCAGAAACCCGAUAUACCACAAUCAGACCGGUGUCUUCCACGCAAUGAUGAACGACCACAUCAUCCGGGAAAUAGAGCGAAUACCUCACUGCUACAGCGAACAUUUGGACCAGAACACGGAAGUAGAGAUCGCCAAUCAAAAUGAACACUUUCGAGGUUACUACGAUCACAAUCCGCCAAUGUAUCCGAACUACGAAAGAAACCCACAUCUGAGGAAACCAGACCAUACACUCUUACACAGUAGAUUGCAAUCGUUAGCAAUAAACACGCAUUUGACGGAAACUCAAAGCCAAACAGAUCGGGAGUCACACAACGAUUCGGGGUACAGCACAAAGGUGUACGGCAGCUCACAGGGUCCCUCGCCGAGUCUUUCGGGCAACGUGGAAGACAACCUCUCGGGUCAGAGAGUUAAUGUCAUUAAUAAGGAGCAGUUAGGCACCUCGAGCUUAGUGUAA
Molecule: messenger RNA, 2994 nt
Organism: Pieris macdunnoughi
Lineage: Eukaryota; Metazoa; Arthropoda; Insecta; Lepidoptera; Pieridae
Source: the annotation of a GenBank genome assembly